Vespula pensylvanica (western yellowjacket) is the source of this 4170-nucleotide messenger RNA. It is a transcript of the gene Nhe3, whose product is annotated as sodium/hydrogen exchanger 7. The record is from RefSeq and is a predicted model, not a curated record. NCBI's taxonomy places the organism in Eukaryota, Metazoa, Arthropoda, Insecta, Hymenoptera, Vespidae. The transcript is spliced from 14 exons. Bases 82 to 2097 code for a protein of 671 amino acids. Gene Ontology annotation, biological process: regulation of pH; proton transmembrane transport; sodium ion transport. Gene Ontology annotation, cellular component: recycling endosome; membrane. Gene Ontology annotation, molecular function: sodium:proton antiporter activity.
AUACGUACGUUUAGUUUGUCAAGAAUUCAGUCGUGAGUUGGUCAUACUGAUACUACGUUAGAAAAUAUCAGAAAAGUGAAAAUGGCAGUUGAGUGUGGUAUACGUAUUUUAUUUUAUGUAAUUUUCUCUAUUUUCCUGUUAAAUUCAUGCGACGGUGCAGCGACAGAUAUCGAGUUAGAUGCCAAAGCUCAAUUGUUACAUAGGCUUGAUAGUUUGAAUCUCCUUCUUUAUACAUUUUUGUUAAUAUUAACUGUAUUAACUAUAUGGACAUUCAAGCAUCGUCGACUAAGAUUCCUCCAUGAAACUGGUCUAGCUGUCAUUUACGGGUUGAUCAUAGGAGCAAUCAUUCGUUAUGGAUUUACAACAAAUAGUGCUAUACUGCAUAUGCCAGUUGUACCAGAUAAUAGUAGUAAAUAUAAUCAAUCAGUUCCUCCAGAUACAUUAUGGUUGCGUUUUCCUGAAGACAAAGGUGGUGGUAUAAUUAAAAAUAAAACAUUUGCUUAUACUUUUCGUGGAGAAAUUUAUAAGGAGGAUAAUGAGAUUGAUUUGAAGGCUACUUUUGAUCCAGAAAUAUUCUUUAAUAUUAUAUUGCCACCAAUAAUUUUUCAUGCUGGAUAUAGUUUGAAACGGAAAUAUUUCUUUAGGAAUUUAGGAGCAAUUUUAAUGUAUGCUUUACUUGGAACAUCAAUAUCAGCAUUUGUCAUUGGAGCAUUGAUGUAUGCAUUCAUACAAUUGAUACCACAUCUUUCUACAUCGUUUACAUUUUUGGAUACUUUAUACUUUGGUGCUCUGAUAUCUCCAACAGAUCCAUUGACAAUAAUUUCUAUUUUUAAUGAUCUGCAUGUAGAUGUUAACUUAUAUGCUCUAGUGUUUGGAGAAAGUGUACUUAAUGAUGCAGUUGCUAUUGUUCUCAGUGGUUCAAUACAAAACUAUGCUGAACGUUACCAAUCUGGAUCAGGAGGAUUCGAAACAGUAGCAUUCUUCCAAGCAUUUGGUGAUUUUGUUGGUAUUUUUAGCUUAUCUUUAUUCAUUGGUGCUACUAUGGGAUGUAUCACUGCAUUGUUAACUAAAUUUACUAGAGUUAGAGAUUUUCCACUCUUAGAAUCAGCUCUAUUUGUCUUAAUGUCUUAUAGUACAUUUUUAAUUGCUGAAGCUUCAGAUCUUACAGGUGUGGUUGCUGUUUUAUUUUGUGGCAUUUGCCAAGCACAUUAUACAUAUAAUAAUUUAAGCCCAGAUUCUCGUCAACGGACAAAGCAUCUCUUUGAAUUAUUAAAUUUCUUAGCUGAAAAUUUUAUAUUCAGUUAUAUCGGUGUUUCAAUGUUUACCUUUCCAAAACAUCACUUUGAUCCAGGUUUCAUCUUUGCUGGCUUUCUUUGUGCUCUCUUAGGACGUGCUGCUAAUGUUUAUCCUUUGUCAUUCAUAUUGAAUUUAGCACGAAAACCAAAAAUUUCAAUGAAUUAUCAACAUAUGCUUUUUUUCGCCGGUUUACGCGGAGCCAUGAGUUUUGCUCUCGCUAUUAGAAAUACUGUAUCAGAUGCUAGACAAGCUAUGUUAACUACGACAAGUUUAAUUGUGAUUUUGACAGUGAUUUUACAAGGUGGUGCAACAACUCAAUUUUUGAGUUGGUUCAAUAUACCUGUCGGCGUAGAUGAAGAAAUAGAAGGUUUAUCACAAAAUGGAGUACGUAGUGUGUACAAUUCACUGGACACCAUGGAGUCUGGUGGCGAAGGUGGCUUUGGCGAUCUGGACAUGCGUAGGGAAAGAAGUCCUCCGUAUAAUUCUAUGCAGGAUGGAUCAGUGCCAACCGGUGCAAAACCUAAUGAGAAAGCAUUGCUCGCUAGAAUAUGGGGUGAUUUUGACACACGAUAUAUGAAACCGCUAUUAACGCACUCGAGGCCUACCUUGUUAGAAACAUUACCAGUGUGUUGUGGUCCAUUAGCAAGGAUUCUCACAACAACACAGCAAAUGACACAGGAUGAUGUUUCAAGAAAAAUUGAUUCAGAUUCUGACUUUUGUCUGGAAGAUCGUGAAAUGGAACGAAGAAGGAUGAACGUACAGCCGACAAACAUAUGGCGUCCAACACACAAUACACAUUAAUGAAUAUGUUUUUUAAAUCUUCUGUUCUUGAAAAUAUUUAUUUACAUUCUAUGCGAUUAAAUAAACCUAUAUUAUUAAGUAUUAGGUAAUGUCUGGUUUGUACAUAUUAUAUAUUUGAAUUAGCCUGCUAUGGUCAUAAGUGCAAUUAUGUGAAAUAUAAUAAAAAUGAAUUAUUUUAUUUUUCAUAGUAUAAUAAUUUUAAUAUGUUAGUGUAUAAUGACUUAUUAACCACAGACUUAAUUGCACAAAAAAGAAAUUGAUUGAUGAUAAUCAUUGAAAUGAAAACAACUAGACAUUAUCUUACUAUUGACAAUGAAAAUUUGUUAUUAAAUUUCUUUCAACAAACGUUAAUAGAACAAUUAUUAUACUUUUUUUGUAAAUACGAUUCUUUACACUUCACGUUCGCUCUGUUGAAUGUGAAAAUGAUUAUGCUGAUGUAUGUGGCCAAUGUAUAAUGUUAAAUAAUUAAUAAGAAUUUCAAGUAAAUUCUUGAUGUAUUUAAUACUUUGCGGGGCAGCUGGGAACAGUGACAGGAGAAGUUAGUCCGGGACCACUACCACUGCACACACGCGUCGCCCUGCCAGGUUUGAUCGGCAGACAUUUAUAAAAAUUACUUAAUAUUGAAAAUUACUUUAAUCUCUUGCUAAUGUGUAUUAUUGAAUGUGCAACGGACAAAUAUGUUAUUUUAAUGAAUCCAUAAUGCUUAAAUGAUAGGGAAAUUCUGAUGAUUGCCAAAAACACUGCUUAUGUCCAGUAAAAUUUCUGUUGGAAAAAUUUUAAACUUAUAUUAAACCUAUUUCCUAAAAUGAUAUAUAUAUAUAUAUAUAAAAAAAAUUAGUAUAAAAUUGUAAGAAAUAAAAAAAAAAAAAAAAGAAACUGGCAUGAACAUUAUUCCUAAUACACUAUUUGUGUAUCAAUCCAUUUUAAUUAUUCAGUGGAGGUCCUGGUAUACUUUUAUUAUUAUGUAAAGAUCUUUUGCAUAUAUAUAAUAAUAUUCAAUAAUCUUAUCUGUUUAAUAUGAAAGCAUUAAAAUGUGUUUAGAUGUGAAAUAAAAUCUAAGUUUUUUACAAAAUUGCCAUUCAGCAAAUUGAUUUUGCUGUUGAAGGUAAUCAUUUUUCUAUGUUGAGUGCAGGGCAUUCUACAUAACAAAAUGCACAGUAAAUAUCUUUUACAUUAUAAUUUGUUUAUUAUAUAUGAUACAUUUUAUACAUAUAAGAUUAUGAUAGAUAAAUUCGUUUUUAGACUUUAAACGAUGUUAGAAAAAAAAGCAUUAGUUAAAAGUGUAGGAAUAUUAUUUGUAAAAUGUAUCAAUUUUUGAUCUGCAUAUUUAAGCUAAUACAUUACAGUUGUGAAUAUUCUUAAUAAUAUUUCAACCACGGUGAAGAUUUUUUUUUUCUUUUUUUUCUUUUUUCUUUUUUUGUUUGAUUUAUUAUUUUUUAUUUUUUUUUUUAAUAUAUAUAUAUUUUUUAUUUUUUUUUAUUUCUUUUAUUUAUUUAUUUUUUUUUAUUAUUAUUAUUUUCUUUUUUUUUUUUUUUUUUUUUUAAAGAAAGUGUAUUAAACUAGAAAUAAAUGCAGUAGUAAUUCUUACAUAUGAUAUAUAAUAAUUAACUGUUUCUUUAUAUAUGGAUUAUAUAACUUAGUAUAUUAGUGUAAUUUUUUUUUCUUCAGAAGUAAAAGAUUCUAUUCAUCAGUGAUAAAAAUUAAUCUAUGAAACCUAUAACAUGAUGAAUGCAAAUACAUAAAUUGUUAAUUUUUGAUGUUGGCUGUGAACACUUACACAUAGCUUAAAUUCUAAGUGCGAAUUUCUUGACAUAUAUCAGAAACAUAUUUAAUUUAUAUUCUUUUUAUAAAUGAUUCUCAAUUUCCUAUGUAGAAAGUUAUUUUAAUAUACAUUACAUAAGCCAAUGGUCAAUAUGCCCUUAGCGCAUUGUACUUCUUUUCUUGUUUAUACAUACAAUUUGGCAUGCAAUUGUCAUUAUAAAAAUAUAUACAAAUAAUAAUGUUGUGAUACCAUGUACUUCAUUAUGUAAUGUUUAAUAAAAUGUUUGUAAAAAUAAAUAAGAUUGUAAACGA